CCACCUCUUCUCAAUUAGACAUCCAAGAGGGCAUCUCAUACUUUGUAGAAACAAUGUCCAAUGAGCAAGAUAGACCUACUUUUGAAAUCCCCGUCUUAUCAACAGAUCCGCAGAAAGAAGAUGAGAAACCAAAGACUAAUGGGGAUGUCAAGGGUAAAGGCAAGGAUGAAUCUGACGAACCUGAGAUGUCAGAAGAGGAUCUUCAGUUAAAGGGCGAACUUGAAAUGCUGGUCCAACGACUAAGAGAAUCGGAUACCAACCUUUAUCUCCCGGCAUUGGAGAGUCUGAGAACUUUGAUAAAGACAAGUACUAGCUCAAUGACGAGUGUACCUAAACCUUUGAAAUUCUUGAGACCGCAUUUUGAGGAGUUGCAGAAGAUCCGGGAAGGUUGGGAUGUUGGGUUGAAAGCUGAACGAGCCUUACUCGCCUCUAUUCUAUCUGUUCUCGCCAUGACCUACUCCGACACUGGCAAACGUGACACUCUUCACUACUCCCUCAUAUCCGAAGUAAACGAAGAAGAUCCAGGUUCUUGGGGACACGAAUAUGUUCGACACUUAGCUGCUGAGCUCGGGGAAGAAUACAACGCACGUUUCGUAGCCGAGGUAGAAACAUCAGAGAGCAAGUUGAACGAAAAGUCUCAAGACCGAGAGUAUCCUGUGGAGGAUCUCAGAGCAUUGGGUAUGGAGCUAGUUGACUUUUUCUUGAAACACAACGCCGAGGCAGACGCCGUGGAUCUGUUACUUGAACUCGAGGUCAUCGAAUGGUUGAUACCUAAAGUGGACGAAAAGACGUGGCCUAGAGUGUGUCAGUAUAUGGUAGGAUGUGUGCCUUUACUCAUGCCUCCCGAUGAUAGGGCGUUCUUACGGACUGCAGCUGAGAUAUAUGCUGCUCAUGGUCGAUAUCCGGAAGCCCUCGCAUUGGCUAUACGGAUGAACGACCGUGAAUUAGUUCGCAUCUACUAUGCUGCACCUAAAAAUCUGAUCAUGAAGAAGCAAUUGUCCUAUCUCCUCGCCCGUGCUCUUGUCCCCAUUUCAUGGGUUCACACCCCUGAGGAUGCAGAGAAGGAAGGUGAAGGCCCUGCUCCUGAACAGUCUGAGGAUUUACUUGCUUGCCUGGGCAACGUUCAGCUCUCCCAACACUUCAAGAAUUUCGGGAAAGCCGUUGGCGUUCACGAACCUCGAUCCGUUGAUUCUGUUUACAAAACUCAUCUCGAAACUGAAAAGACCAACUACAACGUGGAUUCUGCUCGUAACAACCUUGCCGCCACAUUCGUCAAUGCCUUUGUCAACGCUGGUUUCUCGAAUGACAAGCUUAUGGUGGAUGCGGAUGAAGGUCAAAGUUGGAUCUAUAAGAACAAAGAUCAUGGUAUGAUGUCUGCCGCUGCUUCAGUCGGUAUGAGCAUGAUAUGGGAUUCAGAAGCCGGACUCGAUGCUAUCGACAAAUACUCGUACUCUUCUGAAGAACAUAUCAAAGCGGGGGCUUUACUCGCUAUGGGUAUUCUUCACGCCGGGGUGAGAACCGACCCUGAUGUGGCCUUUGCCCUGCUGGAAGAUCACGUCGACAGCAAAAGUUCCCCCCUGAAAAUUGCUGCCAUGAAUGGGUUAGCCAUUGCUUAUGUCGGGUCAUGUAGACAGGACGUGACGGAGAAAUUGGUACCUCAUGUGAUGGAGGAUAGCAACUCGAUGGAAGUAGUUUGUAUGGCGGCUCUGGGAUUAGGAUUCGUCCACGUCGGAUCGGGAGAUGGAGAAGUUGCAAGUAAUAUUUUGCAGGUGAUGAUGGAAAAGAGUCCUGAAGAUCUCGAAUCUCCUUGGGUCAUCUUCAUGUGUCUUGCUCUGGGGUUGGUUUUCUUGGGUACGCAAGAUGCUUCAGAGGCCACCGUGGAAACAUUACGAACCAUUGAUCAUCCUAUCGCCAACGUGGCUCAGAUCCUCGUAGACGUCUGUUCCUACGCCGGUACAGGCAACGUUCUCAAGAUUCAAGAUAUGCUUUACAUCUGUUCAGAACAUGCUGCCCCUCCUAAAAAGUCCGAUGCUUCAGAGACAGAAACCCCAGCUGGAUCCCCUGAAUCUUCUCCUAUCGAUGCAGAAGGAGAUAUUUCAAUGUCUGCCAAUGGUCCUACUCCUCUACUACCCCCUGCAGAACCUUCUGCACCCCGAGCUUUACCCGCCUCCGCCCCUACACUCGCCCCAGCUACCGAGGAGACUCCUGAAGAACAGGCUACUCCCAUCCGACACCAAGCAGUAGCCGUCAUGGGUAUCGCUUUGGUCGCCAUGGGUGAAGAAGUUGGCGCUGAAAUGGCAUUGAGACAAUUCCAACAUCUGAUGACUUAUGGUGACCCGAUCAUCCGUAAAACCGUCCCAUUGGCACUCGGUCUGAUAUCGGCGUCUAAUCCUCAGAUGGGGAUAAUGGACACAUUGUCGAAAUACUCGCAUGAUUCGGAUUUGGAUGUGGCGUGUAAUGCGGUAUUGGCCAUGGGAUUAAUUGGAGCGGGAACGAACAAUGCGAGGUUGGCUCAGAUGUUGAGAGGUUUAGCGGUUUAUUAUCAUAAAGAGGCAAAUGUUCACUUUAUCGUACGUGUGGCGCAGGGAUUAGUACACAUGGGAAAAGGAACAAUCGGAUUGAACCCUUUCUUCAACGACGGACAGAUCAUGUCGCGUCCCGCCAUGGCUGGACUUUUGGCCCUUUUGGUGUCGUUUACCGAUGCGAAGAACUUCGUCCUCUCCAAGCACCAUUGGAUGCUUUACUGGCUUUCCACCGCCAUGUACCCUCAAUUCUUCAUAACCCUCGACGAAAAUCUCGAAGAGAAAGCGGUCACCGUCCGUGUCGGUCAAGCUGUCAAUACCGUCGGUCUCGCUGGUACUCGACAUGGUAUCUCUGGUUUCCAAACGCAUCAAACGCCGGUACGUAUAGGAACUGGUGAGAGAGCAGAGUUGGCGACGAACGAGUAUUUCCCUUAUCAAACCGUAUUGGAAGGUCUGGUCAUUUUGAAGAAAAACGAACAAUACGACGCAGAAGAUUAGACGGGUAUUGUGAAUGGUUUUGUACAUAUUUGAGGAUGAAAUACCAAGCAUGCAUGCAUCUUCUAAGUC
Messenger RNA from Tremella mesenterica DSM 1558, 3089 nucleotides. RefSeq lists its product as uncharacterized. Gene Ontology annotation, cellular component: proteasome storage granule; proteasome complex; nucleus. NCBI's taxonomy places the organism in Eukaryota, Fungi, Basidiomycota, Tremellomycetes, Tremellales, Tremellaceae. The record is from RefSeq and is a predicted model, not a curated record. Gene Ontology annotation, biological process: regulation of protein catabolic process; proteasome-mediated ubiquitin-dependent protein catabolic process. Bases 54 to 3020 code for a protein of 988 amino acids. Gene Ontology annotation, molecular function: enzyme regulator activity. The transcript has 10 exons.